AUGUCACCUCCAGGGUACCAGGGGCGACCAUCCGCCUCUAUCCCGUUGAACAGUAACCGACUUGUUUGUGCCGCUGAGGGCCCUCGGCACACCAGCAGCGGUGGGUACGCGGGUGCUUUCCUGAGUUCUUCGUACGUAGACGAUGUGUUCUCUAUUGACAAAUUCUGUGAGAGAACUUUUAUCAAGUUCCUAUCGGUAUCUCCGGAACGCGUCGUCUUUGAGCUGAAGGGCGUCGAUGCGGCGAUACCUAAUGCACUGCGGCGAAUCCUAAUAAGCGAGGUUCCUACCAUAGCCAUCGAGACAGUACAGAUAUGGCAGAACACUGGAGUUGUCCAGGACGAAGUUCUCGCACAUAGACUGGGUCUAAUUCCUUUCGUCGUCGAUCCGACAGCGCUCAAUUACCGACAGCCCAACCAAGAGUUCACCGAUGAAAAUGCUCUUCGCGUCUCACUCCAUGUCAAGUGCACGGAGCAAAGUCUCGGCCCUCACCAGACGAGCUUGCCGGUCUACGCCAGAGAUAUAAAAUGGGAACCGAUGUCCCCGAGCCAAAAAGAAGCAUUUGCAGCGAAUCCACCCCGCGCGGUCCAUCCUGAUAUCCUCAUAACGAAGCUCAGGCCUGGACAGGAAAUUGAAUUGAAGGCUUAUUUGGAAAAGGGCGUCGGAAAGACCCACGCGAAGUGGUCGCCGGUGUGCACUGCUGUUUACCGCCUUGAACCCGAAAUUGUUUUCAAAGAACCGAUUCAAGGAGAGGAAGCAUCAGACCUGUGCAGUCUUUGUCCGAUGGGCGUCUUCGAUGUCGAAGACACAACUGGCGAGGCCUACGCCCGGUAUCCCCGCAAUUGUACUACGUGUCGAGCUUGUAUUGAACGUUUCCCGAAUGGGAUCGAGCUCCGAAAAAUUAAAGAUCACUUCAUUUUUUCCAUCGAGUCCACUGGGUCCGUUCCCGCUCCGCUUCUUUUCAAGAUGGCCAUUGAAAUUUUGAAGGAGAAAGCACUGACGUUCCGCCAAAUCAUCGACGUCAAGCUAGCCUCUGGUAUCUGA
Neospora caninum is the source of this 1041-nucleotide messenger RNA. Its product is annotated as rna polymerase II, related. Gene Ontology annotation, cellular component: RNA polymerase III complex; RNA polymerase I complex. Gene Ontology annotation, biological process: DNA-templated transcription. Lineage: Eukaryota; Apicomplexa; Conoidasida; Eucoccidiorida; Sarcocystidae. The transcript is spliced from 8 exons. Gene Ontology annotation, molecular function: protein dimerization activity. Bases 1 to 1041 code for a protein of 346 amino acids. The record is from RefSeq and is a predicted model, not a curated record.